Molecule: messenger RNA, 549 nt
Organism: Cyclospora cayetanensis
Lineage: Eukaryota; Apicomplexa; Conoidasida; Eucoccidiorida; Eimeriidae
Exons: 3
Coding region: 1-549 (182 amino acids)
Source: RefSeq, a predicted model, not a curated record
AUGCAACUGACUGUACACCGCACGGGGCUGCUGUAUUUACUUGUCUUAUCGCUGCUUAGCAUGGCAGGAGCAGCCUCGACACCCUCAUCUGAGGAGCUGCAAAAGCAGCUGGAUUCGGCCGCGCAGACUGUAGAUUUCUCUCAUGUCAGUGGCUCGGAGACCCCCGAUACUGCGGAGAUUCGUGUUCCUCCUAACUCUACAGUUGCAGUUCGCUUGAGCUGCGUUGGCGGCUACAGAGGCUUUCUGCUUUCCGGUCACUCUGGCCUCUUAGCUCUCACAGAUGUUCCCCACAAAUCCCUUACUGCUGAGGAAGCCCGCAAUCUUCUGCAGGAGGAGCCAAGUCUCCCAAGCGGUAUUAAGGCAACGCAGCCUGUACCUUUUGCAGGAUCACAGGGUAGCGGUUUAGGGAUCGUGGGGGCCCCUGUUCCCUUCUUGGGCAUUGUCCACGCAGAAACCCCCGGUGUAUAUACUUUGCUGUACUCCAUUAUGAGGGCAUGGGCCCCCAACAACGGCUCGCGAUAUGCCCUCAAAAUUCAUGUAGAACCCUGA